AUGGCGGAUACACAGGAAUUUGAAGAUGGCUACGAGUACGAUGAGGAGUACAACGACGAGGAGGAAGAUGGUGGUAUUACGGCCGAGGACUGCUGGAUGGUUAUAUCCUCAUUCUUCGAGUCCAAGGGCUUGGUUUCGCAGCAAGUAGACUCGUUCGACGAGUUUGUUUCUACGACCAUGCAGGAAUUGGUAGAAGAGAACUCCCAACUCACCCUCGACCAAAAUAACCCGCCAUCCUCCGACGACAACCCGAUCGCCCUUCGCAGAUAUGAGAUCAAGUUUGGCACCGUUCUGUUGUCGCGACCAGCAAUGACUGAAGGUGACGGAAGCACAUCAGUCAUGCUGCCGCAAGAAGCUCGGUUGCGAAAUCUUACCUACUCCAGUCCGCUAUACCUCGAGAUGACGAAGAAAGUUUCCGUCGCAGUCGAGCGCCCUGUCCCUCUCAACGAACUCGAUGAUGAACAGGAGACAGAGAUGGCGACCACGGGUGUCCAUCCAACACGUUUGGUAUGGGAAGAUGAGGACGGUGGCGCGCUGGAUGGAGACAAGACGGAGAGAGCCCCAGAUCGAGUGUUCAUCGGAAAGCUUCCUAUCAUGCUCAAGUCCAAGUACUGCAUUUUGAAGGAUCUUGAUGAAGAUGAACUCUAUGGCUGGAAUGAGUGCCCUUACGAUCAGGGAGGUUACUUUAUUAUCAACGGAUCAGAGAAGGUUUUGAUUGCCCAAGAGCGCAGUGCUGCCAACAUUGUCCAGGUCUUCAAGAAGUCGCUCCCGAGUCCGACCCCGUACAUCGCAGAAAUCCGAAGUGCCCUCGAGAAAGGCUCGCGGCUCAUUUCUUCAAUGGCCAUCAAGCUCUUCGCCAAAGGUGACGGUAACAGAGGAGGAUUCGGUCAGACGAUCAAAUCCACAUUGCCAUAUAUCAAGAGCGACAUUCCUAUUGCAGUAGUAUUCCGCGCUCUAGGAGUCGUUUCUGACGAAGACAUUUUAAAUCAUAUUUGCUACGAUCGCAACGAUACUCAGAUGUUGGAGAUGUUGAAGCCAUGUAUCGAAGAGGCUUUCGUCAUUCAGGACCGUGAGGUUGCCUUGGAUUUCAUUGGUAAGCGUGGUCAACAGCAGAACCUUACUCGCGACAAGCGUAUCAAAUAUGCCCGCGAUAUCAUGCAGAAGGAGCUGUUACCACAUAUAUCGCAGCAAGAGGGUAGUGAGACCCGGAAAGCUUUCUUCUUGGGAUAUAUGGUUCACAAGAUGUUGCAGUGUGCUCUUGGACGUCGAGAAACGGAUGAUCGAGAUCAUUUUGGAAAGAAGCGCUUGGAUCUCGCAGGGCCUCUCCUCGCAAAGCUCUUCCGUUCAUUGUUCCGCAGACUGACCACCGACGUUUACAAAUAUCUUCAGCGCUGCGUCGAGAAUAACCGAGAGUUCAAUCUCACACUCGGUGUUAAAGCCACCACUCUCACCAACGGUCUUAAGUAUUCUUUAGCGACCGGUAAUUGGGGAGAUCAGAAAAAAGCCGCCAGUUCCACUGCUGGUGUCUCUCAGGUGCUCAAUCGCUAUACAUUCUCUUCGACGUUGUCUCAUCUUCGUCGUACGAAUACCCCCAUCGGUCGUGAUGGUAAAAUUGCAAAGCCUCGUCAACUGCACAAUACCCAUUGGGGUUUAGUCUGUCCAGCUGAGACUCCUGAAGGACAGGCAUGUGGUCUGGUUAAGAACUUAGCCCUUAUGUGCUAUGUCACAGUUGGAACCCCUAGCGAUCCUAUUAUCGAGUUCAUGAUUCAACGGAAUAUGGAGGUUUUGGAAGAGUACGAACCUCUGCGCUCACCAAAUGCUACCAAGGUCUUCGUCAACGGUGUCUGGGUUGGAGUGCAUCGAGAUCCUAGCCAUCUUGUCAAGACAGUGCAGCAUUUGAGACGAUCGCAUUUGAUUUCUCACGAAGUCUCCCUGAUUCGUGACAUCCGAGACAGAGAGUUCAAGAUUUUUACAGACGCGGGCAGAGUUUGCAGACCUCUCUUCGUCGUGGACAACGACGUUGAUAGUGCCAAUAAAGGCAGUCUGGUUCUGAAUAAGGAUCACAUCCGAAGACUAGAAGAUGAUCAAGCUCUUCCUGCCAAUCUGGAUCCACAAACCAAGGAGGACCACUACUUUGGUUUCCAGGGAUUGAUAAAUGAGGGUGUGGUAGAGUAUGUUGAUGCGGAAGAAGAGGAGACGAUCAUGAUUGUCAUGACUCCCGAAGACUUAGAUAUCUCCCGUCAGCUUCAGGCUGGAUACAAGGUGCAGCCCGACAACAGUGGAGACUUGAACAAGCGUGUCAAGGCUCCUGUCAAUCCUACAGCGCAUAUGUGGACUCACUGCGAGAUUCAUCCAAGUAUGAUUCUGGGAAUUUGCGCAAGCAUUAUUCCCUUCCCGGAUCACAAUCAAUCUCCUCGUAACACCUACCAGUCUGCAAUGGGUAAGCAAGCUAUGGGAGUGUUCCUCACGAACUUCGACGUAAGAAUGGACACCAUGGCAAAUAUUCUCUACUAUCCGCAGAAGCCCUUGGCAACAACUCGAUCCAUGGAAUUCCUCAAAUUCAGAGAGCUGCCUGCUGGUCAAAAUGCAAUUGUCGCUAUCGCUUGUUACUCCGGUUACAACCAAGAAGAUUCCGUCAUCAUGAACCAGAGCAGCAUCGACCGAGGUCUUUUCCGAAGUUUAUUCUACCGUGCCUACACCGACCAGGAAAAGCGAAUUGGUAUGAACACUAUCGAGGCAUUUGAGAAGCCGUUCAGAAAUGAUACUAUGAAGCUCAAGCAUGGUACCUAUGACAAGCUUGACGAUGACGGACUGGUUGCUCCAGGUGUUCGCGUUUCCGGAGAGGACAUCAUCAUCGGAAAGACCGCUCCAAUGGCCCCAGAUAACGAAGAGCUUGGAUUGCGCACCAAGGCACAUACCAAGCGUGAUGCAUCUACGCCGCUACGAAGUACUGAGAACGGUAUCGUGGAUCAGGUCUUGCUCACUACCAACGCUGAGGGUCUUAAAUUCGUGAAGGUUCGCAUGAGGACUACGAAGAUUCCUCAGAUUGGUGAUAAAUUUGCUUCUCGUCACGGACAGAAGGGUACCAUUGGUAUCACCUACCGCAAUGAGGAUAUGCCUUUCACCUGCCAGGGAAUUGUGCCGGAUCUUAUCAUCAACCCCCACGCCAUUCCUUCCCGUAUGACGAUUGCACAUUUGAUCGAGUGUCAAUUGAGCAAGGUUUCAACUCUUCGUGGUCUUGAGGGUGAUGCGACCCCUUUCACCGAGGUCACUGUUGAUUCCGUCUCUAAACUACUCCGAGCUCAUGGUUACCACUCUCGUGGCUUCGAGAUCAUGUACCAUGGCCAUACUGGACGCAAGAUGAUGGCUCAAGUCUUCCUUGGCCCAACCUACUAUCAGCGUCUGCGUCAUAUGGUCGAUGACAAGAUCCAUGCCCGAGCCAGAGGUCCAGUCCAGAUUUUGACCAGACAACCGGUAGAAGGUCGUGCCAGAGAUGGUGGUCUACGUUUCGGAGAGAUGGAGCGUGAUUGCAUGAUCUCGCACGGUGCCGCGUCCUUCUUGAAGGAGAGAUUGUUUGAGGUAUCGGAUGCCUUCAGAGUCCAUGUGUGUGACAUCUGUGGACUCAUGACACCGAUUGCCAAACUUGCAACUCAAAACUUUGAGUGCCGACCUUGCAAGAACAAGACCAAGAUCUCGCAGAUUCAUAUUCCAUAUGCUGCGAAGCUGCUUUUCCAAGAACUUGCGUCGAUGAACAUUGCAGCUCGCUUAUUUACCACGAGAUCUGGAAUCACAGUCCGAUAA
Cadophora gregata is the source of this 3801-nucleotide messenger RNA. It is a transcript of the gene RPB2, whose product is annotated as DNA-directed RNA polymerase II subunit RPB2. The transcript has 3 exons. Bases 1 to 3801 code for a protein of 1266 amino acids. Gene Ontology annotation, cellular component: RNA polymerase II, core complex. The record is from RefSeq and is a predicted model, not a curated record. Lineage: Eukaryota; Fungi; Ascomycota; Leotiomycetes; Helotiales; Ploettnerulaceae. Gene Ontology annotation, biological process: DNA-templated transcription. Gene Ontology annotation, molecular function: DNA-directed RNA polymerase activity; DNA binding; ribonucleoside binding.